UGACAGCGCGCGCUACCCAGCAUGCGCAGCGGCGUGAGGCUCCGCCACAGCCAAGAUGACCGACUUUGAGGAGCCGCUUUCAGACGAGGAGAAGGUCCGCAUCGCAGCUAACUUUGUGACCCACGCUCCCCCUGGAGAAUUCAAUGAAGUGUUCAACGAUGUACGACUUCUCCUCAACAAUGACAACCUCCUUCGGGAAGGGGCAGCACAUGCCUUUGCUCAGUAUAACAUGGAUCAGUUCACCCCUGUCAAACUGGAUGGCAGUGAAGAGUCGGUUCUGAUUACCGAGCAUGGAGAUCUGGGUCAGGGGCGGUUCUUCGACCCACGGAAGCGUGUGUCAUUUCGUUUCGAUCACCUCCGGAAGGAAGCAAGCGAUCCUCAGCCGUAUGAGGGAGAGAGCGCCCUGCGGUCCUGGAGAGACGCUUGUGAUGAAGCACUCAGUGCUUACGUAAAGGAGCACUAUCCCAGCGGAGUCUGCACGGUCUAUGGGAAAACUGUUGACGGCCAGCAAACAAUCAUUGCUUGUAUUGAGGGUCAUAAGUUUGAGCCCAAAAACUUCUGGAAUGGCCGGUGCAGGUCAGAGUGGAAGUUCAACAUUAGUCAGUCAUCAGCUCAGGUGGUGGGAGUAUUGAAGAUCCAGGUGCAUUACUAUGAAGAUGGUAAUGUUCAACUUGUGAGCCAUAAGGAGGUGGAGGAGUCCAUUGUAGUGACUAAUGAAGUCCAGACUGCCAAGGAGUUUGCAAAAAUCAUUGAAAAUGCGGAAAACGAUUACCAGACGGCCAUCAGUGAGAAUUACCAGACGAUGUCAGACACCACCUUCAAAGCUCUGCGCAGACAGCUGCCUGUCACCCGCACCAAGAUCGACUGGAACAAGAUCCUCAGCUACAAGAUUGGUAAAGAGAUGCAAAAUGCUUAGAAACGACCCACUUCCUCUUCCUCCUGUUCAAGUGCAGAGUCGGUACACACAACACCGUCCACUCUACAUGAAGAAGUCUCCCCAAAAAUAAAAUUAAGAAAAAAAAAAAGUCAAAAAACUUUUUGUUUGAAUAAAAAAAAAAGCAGAUACGAUUCCAUUCAACUUUCUGUCAUUAAUGGACUUUGAUGGGUCUCCACUGUGGAAGAGGUUCAAAUGAGAACUUGAGGGAAUCAUGGAUCUAAAUUAUCGGCAAUUGUUGCUUUUCUCAUGUUUACCCAGUCGCAGGUCACUCAAAGAGUUUGUAUUGUUUUGAUUUUUUUGUCUUUUUUUUUGUGAACUGUGACAGCUGCAAUGCUUGUGCAAAACGUUUUGUGUGUUUAAAGCGGUGGAUAAGUAAUGCCUCACUCACUGUAUCUCCAAACCCAAAUCAGAUGACAACCCCACCCUCCUCCUCCUCUGCCUACUGACAUCCUGAAGAUAUGAGAUUUCCCGCUGUCCUUCCACAACUAUAGAGGCUGUACCAAGGAAAGGAUGAGGUCGGGGCGAGGAGGGGAACGGGCUGUGUGUUCAGGUUUGGGAUGGCCAUCUGUCUUAACUGCUCUCACCGUAUCUUUGUCUAACAGUGACUCACAGUCUAACUUAAAACGGUUUUAAUAACCAAAAAGGCAGAAUAAAUAAAUCCAUGGAUAACCCUCUUUUGAUGGCAAACAUGUCAACAUUAAGUCUUGUUUGUUAUUGUUAUUUUUUAUUUGCACAGCAGAUAGUGGUUCAGGCUGUUUGUACAAGGUACUUAUGAUGCAUUUGGGGUAUCCGCACACUGUUAUGCAACAAAUCCACAAUCUUCACGGUAAAUCUGAAUCUCUCUGUCUCAUCCAGAAUCCUGAAGGCUCCAUCACUGUUGCGAUUGCAUGUUUCUGCCACACUGCUUUCACUUUAACCUUAGAUUUGUUUGUCUCUACUGUUUCUUUAGAGAUUCUCUGUAAAAUACACUCCUCAUGUAAGACUA
This is a messenger RNA of Danio aesculapii, 1922 nucleotides long. It is a transcript of the gene capza1b, whose product is annotated as capping actin protein of muscle Z-line subunit alpha 1b. Gene Ontology annotation, biological process: actin cytoskeleton organization; barbed-end actin filament capping. Gene Ontology annotation, cellular component: actin cortical patch; F-actin capping protein complex. The transcript has 10 exons. Bases 56 to 916 code for a protein of 286 amino acids. The record is from RefSeq and is a predicted model, not a curated record. Gene Ontology annotation, molecular function: actin filament binding. NCBI's taxonomy places the organism in Eukaryota, Metazoa, Chordata, Actinopteri, Cypriniformes, Danionidae.